AUGAGAAAAGCAGAAGUUAAUGCUUAUAAGUAUGAUUUGGAGAAGUUUCCUAAACUUUCCAACGCUAAAUUAAAAGAGGGAGUAUUUGACGGUCCGCAAAUUAGCGCUCUGCUAAACGAUGAUGAAUUUGAGCGAAGAAUGACUAGUGAUAAAAAAGAAUCAUGGCAAAGCUUUAGAUACUCAUCCCGAAUUUCGGGACGACGAAACACUUGUUUGAAUUACCUUUUUAAUAAAGGACUAGCUUGGCUCCUGGCUUUUUGGACCGUGGCGGGAGCAGCAGCAUUUUACGCAACAGAAGGUCCUCGGGAAAGAGAACAGGUCUUAAAAGUGAAAAACAUGCAGCAUGACCUUGCGGUUGUCUUAGCUACAGAAUUACGGCAGUUGAAAGCAGAGGAAGGCGAAAUGGAACCACUGUGGAGCAACAAAGUCAAGCAAUAUGUAGUCAAACACGAAAAACUACUUUUAAUGGCUGUGGGAACCGGUUAUGGCAAUGGUGGUCAGAGUGGUCAACUCUGGAACUUUUCUGGCUGUGUAUUAUUUUCCGUAUCUCUACUCACUACUCUAGGUUUUGGAGCACCGGUGCCACGUACGACCCCAGGUCGAACAGUAGCUGUUGGUUUUGCAGCUAUUGGUAUUCCAGCACACUUUCUCCUAGUCCUAAAUGUCGGUCUCCUUUUGGCAGUACGUCUACAAUGGUACGCCAUUACAAGAAAAAAUAAACACAAAGACAUGGAAAUGAUGAACUCAUUACCUGUUCCAAAAUGGGUCAAGGCUGUACCUUUUUACUGUAUAGCCUCCUAUUACCUAAUGGGAAUAAUGUGCUUUGGUCUAGCAAGAUUGAGACCAGUCGCUGCCAGCAUCCUAUUCCCUCUGGAUUUUACGGCUGCUGGUGGAUUAGCUACAACUUCCGGACACAUUAGAAUAUUUUACGCUCUUUACCUCGAGGGAGCUGUCAUGAUUGCGGCGGCAGCAGUAGCUAUAUUGCAAGUUUCAGCCACACAAAGCUUUAUCAAUAUAGGAUUCAAAUAUGGCCUGCUAACUCAUGUAUAGGAUAUUUGAAAUGUAUUUUUUACUUGAAUAUGUUUGCGACAGUUGGGAAAAAUACGCAAUCAAGUGCAAUAAUAAAUGCACUGCGAAAGAUCUUAAAAAGACUUCUGCAAGAUUUCUCGUUAAAAGAAUGUACAAAGACCAAUAUAAACAAUGAAUGUCAAGACGAUUGCCAUCAAUACAUUAAAGUUACUGGCGAAAGUAAAUUUUUCUAAACAGA
Molecule: messenger RNA, 1267 nt
Organism: Belonocnema kinseyi
Lineage: Eukaryota; Metazoa; Arthropoda; Insecta; Hymenoptera; Cynipidae
Exons: 4
Coding region: 1-1050 (349 amino acids)
Biological process (GO): potassium ion transmembrane transport; stabilization of membrane potential
Cellular component (GO): membrane
Molecular function (GO): potassium ion leak channel activity
Source: RefSeq, a predicted model, not a curated record